This is a messenger RNA of Cyprinodon tularosa, 4729 nucleotides long. RefSeq names its product insulin-like growth factor binding protein 5a (gene igfbp5a). The coding region runs from base 367 to 1119 and encodes 250 amino acids. Gene Ontology annotation, cellular component: extracellular region. Lineage: Eukaryota; Metazoa; Chordata; Actinopteri; Cyprinodontiformes; Cyprinodontidae. The transcript has 4 exons. The record is from RefSeq and is a predicted model, not a curated record. Gene Ontology annotation, biological process: regulation of insulin-like growth factor receptor signaling pathway. Gene Ontology annotation, molecular function: insulin-like growth factor II binding; fibronectin binding; insulin-like growth factor I binding.
UUACACAUUCUGCUCUCAGUCCGUGUGCGGGUGAAACAACCUGCAGAUACAGCAGCAGCGCAGGGAGUCGGUGCGCUUCUCAGGUUUUGGAGACAAACGACGCUGAGCAUCACUCCAGGAGCACAUAUCUCAUAUCUGGAUAGUUUUAUUUACAAUAUAUAUAUAUUUUUUUCAUUAUUUUUAUUAUUGCAUGAUUGUUGGUUUUACGCAUCGGGUGCACCUGUGGAUUCACCGCUGAUAUUUGGACUGAAACCUGCAACAACAACAACUAAAAACCGAUUUCUUUCAACUCUCAUUUGAUAUUCCUUUACGCUCAAACGGCUCCAGUUGUUAUUUAUUUAUUUUUUAUUAGAGGAGUAGCGCACAAUGCUGUUGGGAGUCUUCCUUCUGGCGGUCCCUUUACUGAGCAUCCCCGGAUGCGAGGCGUCUUUCGUGCCGUGUGAGCCGUGCGACCAGAAGGCCCUGUCCAUGUGUCCCCCGGUGCCUAUGGGCUGCCAGCUGGUGAAGGAGCCCGGCUGCGGCUGCUGCCUGACGUGCGCGCUGGAGGAGGGCCAGACCUGCGGGGUGUACACGGGGCCGUGCAUGCGUGGCCUCCGCUGUCUGCCCAAGAGCGGGGAGGAGAAGCCGCUCCACGCGCUCCUGCACGGCCGGGGGGUGUGCGCCAACGAGAAGCUGCACAAGCUGCAGCAUCCACCUAAAGAGCCAGUAGAAACCAAAGUGCCCCUAUAUGGAGAUCACAUCAACAGACAGAAGUCGUACGCAGUGAACAGAGCCAAGGAACACAAGAGGUAUAAAUCGAAGCAGGGGUCUACCAACAACAGAGAACCAUCCCAACCUAGCCAGGAUAAAGUGGAGCUGGAAUUUGGGCCUUGCAAAAGAAAACUUGAUACUCUCAUUCAUGGUAUGAAGGACUCUCGGGUCUUGACUCUUUCUUUGUAUGUACCCAACUGUGACAAAAAGGGAUUCUUUAAGCGCAAGCAGUGUAAGCCCUCUCGUGGACGGAAACGGGGUAUUUGCUGGUGCGUGGACCGCCUUGGCCAUAAAAUCCCAGGUAUCACCUCUCCCCGUGGUGAACUGCAGUGCAAAGACCUGGACAGCAUCAACAAUAGCAACGAGUGAAAGUGAAGCGCCUGCAGAGCCCAUUUUCUUCUUCUUAAAUCCUGCCAAACAAGCUAGCAUACUUAAUGACUGAAACUCAAGAGAACAUGGCACAAACACUUUUUCUUGUUAAUUGUGAUGGACUGCUGUUAAGGAAAAGCAAACUUUAUACCCUAUAUCAAAGAGAAAUAUAUAUAUAUAUAUACAUAGUUUAUCUUUUUUUUUAUAGUCUGUUGAUUUUAUUUUAUUUUUUCAGUUAUGAAAACAAGACAACUCGUAAUUCAACUGUGGCUAACUAUCAUUAUUUUGCAGUUAUUUUCUUAUGCUCUUCAAAGGUUAUUAUGGGCCCCUGAACUAGAAGACAUUUUAUUCAGUCAUGUCAGGUUUAGAGACCUUUACAUGUGCCGUUAAGAGAGGUGGGGGAGGGGGCAUAAAUUAUAUUUUCCAACUAAUACAAAACAAAACAAAAGAAGCACAUGCAAACAGAGAUUAUACAGAUGGUACAUCAGAAAAGAUUUAAACCUCUUUUUGAGAAAAAUGUUACACAUAAUCUCAAUAUUCUUGAUAAAUUAAAACAUUUUUAUGAUUUUAUUCUUUUUUUUGUUUUACCUAAUUCAAGACAUAAACUAAAGAACAAAUAUACUCAGUGAAAAGCUCUAUACUUUUUAGUUUGAUAGAUUUCUAGAGUUUAGGUCAAAUUUGCUUCAUUUUGUAUCGUAAUAACAUAUACAUGAACUCUGUAGAGCAGACACCAUUAGCUUACAACAAUUUCAUCCUGUCAGACAUUUCCGUUAAGCUAGUUACUGUGAUUGUUGAAGAUUUUGCCAUUUUAAUAUGAUAAGUUUUAAGGACCUAAGUGUAAUAUUUGAAUAGUUGUACCUCUGUCUUAUUUUUCCUUUCAAACUUUCAAAGCAGAAUCUCAACUAGCAACCACUUUACUUAGCCUGGCAUAAAAAAAGCUAAUAAAAACCAACUCUGCCUUACUCAUUAACAAGCGGCCCUUUGUGAAUUAAAUACUGUUUAAUUAAUACAACAAAAUAUUUAUUUGACCUCCUGUAAAUAUUUUAAUAUUCUGUAUUACCCAAGGGACCAAGCUAUGUUUAGCUAAUCUUGACAUUAAGCGAGCUUAAUGUCAUCAAGAGCACUAGCAUCGGUUUUUCACUUAAUGUUCAUCAUUUAAUCUUAGAGGAUUAAAACAAAGAUUUAUGUCGACCUUAUUUCAUAAUAGUUUGAAUUUGUGGGGGGGUGAUACAUACGUUUGAUUUGAUUUAUAUAAAUAGCGCAGCACUUAGCGUUAGCUGCUAAUGGAGCUAAAUGGAAGUUUGGGAGUCUUUGCUUAAAGAUUUUAAAAAGAAAAUAAAAAAGUUUUUUGUUGCCAGUUUAAACACUGCAAAAACAAAAAUCUAUGCAAGGCAUCAAUGUUUUAUUUUCCAUUUUAUUAAGAAUGUAAGUGAGAAAACAUACUAUUUUAUUUCAAGUGCAUGAUAUCUUCAAUUUAGAAAUGCUCAAUUCAUCAGCAGAUCAUCUCUUAUGUGCUCAAAUGAAGUUAAAAUGCACCUAUUUUAAUAAAUCUCUAUUUCUAGAUCAGUGUUUGCAGUGAAGGCUUUGGUAUGUUAAAAUUUAUCAAAAAUUUAAUACGUUCAAAUUCCAAUAUAGUUUUCACAGAUACCAGGAGGGAUUCCAAUACUAAGGCUACAGGCAGUCAUCAUCUGGAUGUCUUUAAUUAGUCUUUCUAUAGACCUGAUUUAUAAUUAACAUAUUUUCAAAGCAAGAUUUUAGUAGAAGCAGCCUGCUCUUUAUUAAUGUAUCUAUAAACAAAUGACUAAAACAUAUCAUAUAAUCUAAUUUUUUGGGGAAAAACACACUAAGCACAAAAAACAGUAGCUUUGUUUAGUCCAUUUGAUGAAUACAUUGAAUACACUGUUUUUAUGUGCAAUGUUCUGGGUAUAUUAUUAAUGUCCGAUGUAAAUAUCAAUCUUUUUGUUUGACCUAUAACUAAAUAAAGGAAGGAUUAGCAGUAAACCUGCAAAGAAAUUAACAUCAUUAUAUUAGAUGUUAUUAAAAAAAGGGAAUUGUAUGGGUUAAUGCACUUAAUAAGAGAAACUAAUGAAUGCAAAUAGACAGAAUGGAGAUUAUUUGACAAUAUGUCUCAACAAUAUCAUGAGGAGAAAGAGUGGAUUUAAUUUUAUUAUGUCGUAGGACUGCGUUAAUGCUAAGUUAGUUAAAGGACGGAUUAUUACCCGAAUGGUCACUACUUUCAUCCCCAGGCUUGUUAUCAUGGACGGUUCUAGAUUGGGCCAACAGGGGCCAUUGCCCAGUAUUAAAAGCAUAAUACUAAAAUAAAUUUAUGAAAACUAAAUGAUGAUAUGCACUGGUACAGAAACUGUCAUGGGGACCAUUUUUAUUUUGACAAUGUUCUAAAAUUGGGUGUGUUGCGCUUGGCUUUUUUUAAAAGUGAAAUAUAAUUACAGUUUCCAUCUGCUAUAUCGGGGAUUUCAGAGCUAAAAAGGGCUCAAUGGUUCACUCAAUAUUCCAAAAAAUUAAUACCCUUUUUUAUUCUUUCAUUUUGUUUUGAGCUACCAAGAAAAAAGAAAAAUAGCGCCAACAGUAAAUUUUGUCUGCUAGUCAUCAUGUUAUUUUUCUCGACAGUGUUGGCUUAAAACAACAUGUAGACUACUUCCUAACCUUCCCUUUCAGACAAGUUAGGCCUCGAUUUUAGGCUUUGGAUAAUUUUUUGCCACCAACCAUGUGUAGAUCUUUUGGAGAUAAGCGAAACGGACAAAACCUCAGUCAUAAAAAGCUCUUUUGUACUGUUAAACAUAGAAUUCCUUCCAUUUCAAGUUCUCAGAACUGUGUUUGCUGUUUCUAAAUGUAUGUAUUGAAUGUUUGCAUGCCCAUCAGUGUGUUUGUGUGUCUUUCUCAUCUUAAAAAAAAAAAUUGACAAAAAAAAGGUUGCUCACACAUUGUACAUUUCCCAUCGGAACUCGCACACAAAUUGUAUGCAAAGGCCCCGUCUUUCCAUGUGGGGGUCUUUUAAUGCCACAGCACAUGCAAAUCGGCUCGCCGACACCAACUUGCUCGCAGGGUUCACCAGGUCCUUUAUCCCAUAGAGGGAAAGGUCACAGAGUUUUUACGUAAAUGAAGUGCCUUCAGCCCCAGACUGCUUUGAAUCUAGAUUUGCAUGCAGGCCAUUUGUGUUGUUGAAUGAGACAGGCCUGAGCAAAAGAUAAAAAGGAAAUCAGUUUAAGGUGUGGAUGUGAUUUGCUCUCAAUUAUGAUCUUCUGGUCAAGUGCUGCUAAAUAUGUAAUGACAGAAAUAAUGUGUUUUGUGUGUCCAGUUGUCAUAACCCGACUUGUUUUUACUGUUAAAACCUUAAUGUUUAAUAUAGUUUUAACUUUGUAGACAAUGCCUCCACUGACAAUGGCACCAGCCUAUUCUUCCUGAUAAAAUUUCUUCACCUUUGUAGACAUUUCAAGCUCUUGUGAACCCGGAACAGUAACUUCAAGAACACCACAGAAACUAAAGUUUAAUGUGAAUUUUCUAAUGGAAUAUUAAUCACACCUGCAAUUGAUAUACUGUUUUUUACAGGUUUAAUUACUAUUUAAAUAAACAUGUACACUCCCAAAAAAAA